CAUAAGGAACGGUUCCAAGAUGUACACGCGGAACCUAGGCUAAUAAUCGCACUAGAGAUGGAGGCGGCAAAGCGCUCUGCGUUUGUUUAGAAUUUAUAUAGUGGCCGCCCAUUGCCUGCAUUUAAAAAGUUAAAUUGACAUCCCUAGCCGCAGCACGGAUGGAUCACCUAUCGAGGUUCGUAGGUCAGAUGUCCUUGGCAGAUGACAGCAGAGCAGAGGGCAUCAUCUCAUCCGAGUAUAGUGUAAGUGAGAAUCACCAUACCUGUAUAUUCUCAGUUUAUAAUUAAUUCCCAUAGAAAGACAAUAAGACCAGGUAAUAUUUUCUGAUGAAAAAAUGUAUGAUUUAUGGCAUGUGCACAGCACUUCAUGGGACUUUUACAUUGCAAUUGUAUUCAUCAGUUGAUUGCAAAUAACUGGUUGAAGAAUGUCAAAAGAUUGUGUGUACACUGUGCAUGAUGCACAACAUCACAGGUUGCACAUCAUGCACUGGUUCACUUGUAGAUAAGGGUGGGAAACCUGAGAGGUAUGAUGAUUUAAAAAAAGGAAACGUAGGCUACUGAAUUGUUUGUUUGUAUGUUAAAGCUGCUAAUCAUGUUGGCUUGCUUUCUGUAUAGUAUAAUUCAAUGCAUGUUGUAACUUUAAUGCAAUUAACAAAAACCUUCUUUCAAAUCAGUGGCCUCUGUCUUUAAGGCACAUACAGAAGUGAACCUUGCUUAUUUAGUUUUGUUUUGACAUUACACUGAACUGAAUAGCGAAAUUUGCAGAACUAUACAGUAUUUUGUUAAACUACUGUAGGCUAUUGUUCUUCUUACAUCUGAACCUCUGUACGUGUCAAGAUAGGUAGGCUAUUCCUUUUUUUCCUCAUUUAGCUUCCAAAGUUCCAAAGUAAGUUGUUUAUUAACAAUGAGGCCACUAUGUGAAACAUUUCCUUGUUGCAGCUAGUAGGCUGUUGCAUAAGGUUAUUUAUUGACAGUGUUCUAUUAUGAGGGAUGCCAGUGUUAGGUUCUUAUCAGUAAACAUGAUUCUGUUUACUGUUUGUUCGUUGAAUUAAUGACAGUAAUGACUGAAAUAGUAAUACAUGUGAACUAUUUUUUAACCAGCCUCAUUCAAGAGACUAAGAAUGUGCAAAGUGAGAAAUGGUGGUAAUGUAAUAAAGUACUUAUGUCUAUAUUAGGUCAUGAAGAAAGCUGUGAUAUUGUAGCAGUAUUAUUUACGUCCCUCUCCUCGCCCGAACCUGGACUUUAAUUAGCGACACUGAACUCAACAACUGCCUCCCACGGAGCAUCGUUACCUGUCGCUCAACAAAAGCCAUCGAUUGUACUCCCACUAGCGCGCACCGCUAACUAGCUAGCCAUUUCACACUGGUUACAUUAUCACAUACAGUGCUUUCAGAAAGUAUUCACACCCCUUGACUUUUACACAUUUUGUAGUGUUAAAGACUGAAUUUUAAAUAGAUUAUUUUGUCACUGGCCUAUACAUUUAGAUUUUUUUUGUCACUGGCCUAAACAUAAUACCCUAUAAUGUCAAAGUGGAAUUAUGCUUUUCAAAAUGUUUACAAAUUAAUUGAAACUGAAAAGCUGAAAUCGCUUGAGCCAAUAAGUAUUCAACCCCUUUGUUAUGGCAAGCCUAAAUAAGUUCAGGAGUAAAAAUGUAUACAUAAUAACUCUGUGUGCAAUAAUAGUGUUUAACGUGAUUUUUGAAUUACUACCUCAUCUCUGGACGCCACACAUACAAUUAUCUGUAAGGUCCCUUAGUCGAGCAGUGAAUUUCAAACACAGAGUCAACCACAAAGACCAGGGAGGUUUUCCAAUGCCUCGCAAAGGGAACCUAUUGGUAAAAAAUAAAUACAUAAUAAUAAUAUCCCUUUGAGCAUGGUGAAGUUAUGAAUUACACUUUGGAUGGUAUAUCAAUACACCCAGUCACUACAAAGAUACAAGCGUCCUUCCUAACUCGGUUGCCGGAGAGGAAGUAAACCACUCGGAUUUAACCACGGUGGUGAUUUUAAAACAGGGUCGAGUUUAAUGGCUGUGAUAGGAAGAAACUAAGGAUGGAUCAACAACAUUAUAGUUACUCCACAAUACUAACCUAAUUUACAGAGUGAAAAUAAGGAAGCUUGUACAGAAUACAAAUAUUCCAAAACGUGCAUCCUGUUUGCAACAAGGCACUAAAGCACGGCUCUCCAACCCUGUUCCUGGAGAGCUACCGUCCUGUAGGUUUUCACUUUAACCCUAAUCUAGCUCACCUGAUUCUAAUAAUUAGCUGGUUGAUAAACUGAAUCAGGUUAGUUUCAACUAGGGGUGGAGCGAAAAUCUACGGGAGGGUAGCUCUCCAGGAACAGGGUUGCAAAACACUAAAGUAAUACACAGGGUUGCAAAACACUAAAACACUAAAGUAAUAUUGCAAAACAUUUGGCAGAACAGUUACGUUUUUGUCCUGAAUACAUUGACAUUUUUACAUUUUAGUCAUUUAGCAGACGCUCUUAUCCAGAGCGACUUACAGUUAGUGCAUACAUUAUUUUAUUUUUCAUACCCCGUGGGAAUCGAACCCACAACCCUGGUGUUGCAAACACCAUGCUCUACCAACUGAGCUACAUCCCUUACAAAGUGUUAUGUUUGGGGCAAAUCCAAUACAACACAUUACUGAGUAACACUCUCCAUAUUUUCAAGCAUCAUGUUAAGGGUAUGCUUAUAAUCGUUAACAACUGGGGAGUUUUUCAGGAUAAAAAAGAAACCGAAUGGAGAUAAGCACAGGCAAAAUCCUAGAGGAAAACCUGGUUCAGUCUGCUUUCCAACAGACACUGGGAGAUGAAUUAGUUUUACUUUCAAAUUUUUCUUCCACUUUAACAUUACAGAUUAUUUUGUGUAGAUCAUUGACAAAAAAUACAAUUAAAUCCACUUUAAUCCCACUUUGUAACACAACAAAAUGUGGAAAAAGUAAAGAGAUGUGAAUACUUUCUGAAGGCACUGUGCAGUAGCCUAACACAGAUAUCUGUGACGAAAAUCAGACACCACAGAGUUAUGUCUUUCUGGCAUCUGGUUGCUACAACCUUUCUGACAUCUGGUUGCUACAACCAUUCUGGCAUCUGGUUACUACAACCUUUCUGACAUCUGGUUACUACAACCUUUCUGGCAUCUGGUUGCUACAACCUUUCUGACAUCUGGUUGCUACAACCUUUCUGACAUCUGGUUGCUACAACCUUUCUGGCAUCUGGUUGCUACAACCUUUCUGACAUCUGGUUGCUACAACCUUUCUGGCAUCUGGUUGCUACAACCUUUCUGGCAUCUGGUUGCUACAACCUUUCUGACAUCUGGUUGCUACAACCUUUCUGGCAUCUGGUUGCUACAACCUUUCUGGCAUCUGGUUGCUACAACCUUUCUGAUAUCUGGUGGCUACAAGUAUAUUUCCACUCAGGGGUCUUUCAUUUCUCAGAAACUGUACAUCUCAAAAUAAAUAGCAAACCACAUUCUUACUGUUGCGUGUCAUCGACUGUCAGCUAUAUUAGCUCCUGCAUAAGUUUGAUUGUGAGUUCUUGCACUAAGCUAAGGACUUCUUAUAUGUUUCUUGUGCAACAUCUUAAAUAUCUCUGUAUGCUACUUGUCUUGAAAAUAUUUUUUGUGACAAAAGGGAUGAGGGAAUAUGGCUAUUAUCUGGUUACUAAUGUGUAAAGAUUGGUUUAGUUUGACCCUACCUGAGACUUCCUUCAUUCAAGGUUUCUGCUCUCAAUCUAGUUCUACUUAAUUACAGUUUCACAAUCAUGAAAGUUGCUCCAAAUCUCAUCUCAGCUUCCCUGUCUCUUUGUGUUUGUAGAAAAUCCGUGCUCGGACUUCCAUCAUCAAGAAAGAUCUUGGCCUUACGACGGAAGCAGGGGCACUGAAGCACAAUGUAAAGAAGAAUCGUUACAAAGACAUUUUACCAUGUAAGCACAACGAUGGAUACUUAAAGAACGUUAUUGGUUUUUACUCUAAUUGAAAAUGAGAAACUCAUGUAUUUUUAUAUAGAUGACCAGACCCGUGUGCCCCUAACUCUACUGACGAAUGAGAAUGAUUCUGACUAUAUCAACGCCAGCUUUAUUAAAGUACAGUAUUGCUUUCUCUCAUUCAGUAAAUCCUAUUGCGUAUCAUUCAGCUCAGUCUGAAGCUGAAUAUUCUGCUAUAUCUGGUUUGUCCUCUAGGGUGCAACAGAGACCAGAAAAUACAUAGCGACCCAAGGGCCUCUGAGCCACACUUUGGUUGACUUCUGGCAAAUGAUUUGGCAGUAUGAUGUAAAGGUAAGGAAGAUAGUAUUCAGCUUUCCUAUCAAUGUAGUACCGCGUGUACAGUACCUCUGUUACCAUGUCAUUGUAACAUGUAACAUUUAAGGGGGGGAAAAAAGAGUUCACAGAUGAAGAAUGGGAAAAUUGUCUCCAAAUCUAAUGUUACCUCUAUUGUCUAUCCCUAUUUAGGUUAUAAUCAUGGCUUGCAGAGAAAUUGAAAUGGGAAAGGUAAAUGCCCUUUUAAUCACCUCUGAAUAAAAACAAGUUAAAGUGGAAGUGUGAACAUAUUAGUGUACUGUAUGAUUUAGAAACUUUAAUGCUUGUGUCCACUUGACUCAUAACAUUGUAUUUGUUUCGGUGUCUUUUUUCUUUAGAAAAAGUGUGAGCGCUAUUGGACAACUGUCCUAGAAACAACCCCUUUUGGUCCCUUUAUUGUCUCAAACGUAAGUUUUUGUCAGUGCCUUCGGAAAGGAUGCAGAUCCCUUGACUUUUUCCACAUUUUGUUAUGUUACAGCCUUAUUCUGAAAUUGAUUAAAUGAAAAACUGUCCUUAGCAAUCUACACACAAUACCCCAUAAUGACAAAGCGAAAACAGGUUUUUAGAAAUGUUUGCUAAUUUAUUUAAAAAAUACAAACAGAAAUACCUUAUUUACAUAAGUAUUCAGACCCUUUGCAAUGAGACUCAAAGUUGAGCUCAGGUGCAUUCCUGUUUCUAUUGAUCAUCCUUGAGAUGUUUCUACAACUUGAUUGGAGUCCACCUGUGGUAAAUUCAAUUGAUUGGACAUGAUUUGGAAAGGCAGACACCUGUCUAUAUAAGGUCCCACAGUUGACAGUGCAUGUCAGAGCAAAAACCAAGCCAUGAGGUCGAAGGAAUUGUCCGUAGAGCUCCAAGACAGGAUUGGGUCGAGGCACAGAUCUGGGGAAGGGUACCAAAAAAGGUCUGCAGCAUUGAAGGUCCCCAAGAACACAGUGGCCUCCAUCAUUCUUAAAUGGAAGAAGUUUGGAACCACCAAGACUCUUCCUAGAGCUGGCCGACCGGCCAAACUGAGCAAUCGGGGGAGAAGGGGCUUGGUCAGGGAGGUGACCAAGAACCCAAUGGUCACUCUGACAGAGCUCCAGAGUUCCUCUGUGGAUAUGGGAGAACCUUCCAGGACAACCAUCUCUGCAGCACUCCACCAAUCAGGCCUUUAUGGUAGAGUGACCAGACGGAAGCCACUCCUCAGUAAAAGGGACAUGACAGCCCUCUUGGAGUUUGCCAAACGGCACCUAAACACUCUCAGACCAUGAGAAACAAGAUUCUCUGGUCUGAUGAAACCAAGAUUGAACUAUUUGGCCUGAAUGCCAAGCAUCAAGUCUGGAGGAAACCUGGCACCAUCCCUACAGUGAAGCAUGGUGGUGGCAGCAUCAUGCUGUGGGGAUGUUUUUCAGCGGCAGGGACUGGGAGACUAGUCAUGAUCGAGGCAAAGAUGAACGGAGCAAAGUACAGAGAGAUCCUUGAUGAAAACCUGCUCCAGAGCCUCAGACUGGGGUGAAGGUUCACCUUCCAACAGGACAACAACCUUAAUCACACAGCCAAGACAAGGCAGGAGUGGCUUCGGGACAAGUCUCUGAAUGUCCUUGUGUGGCCCAGCCAGAGCCCGGACUUGAACCCGAUCGAACAUCUCUGGAGAGACCUGAAAAAGCUGUGCAGCAACGCUCCCCAUCCAACCUGACAGAGCUUGAGAGGAUCUGCAGAGAAAAAUGGUAGAAACUUCCCAAAUACAGAUGUGCCAAGAUUGAGGCGUCAUACCCAAGAAGACUCGAUGAUGUAAUCGCUGUCAAAGGUGCUUCAACAAAGGACUGAGUAAUGGGUCUGAAUACUUAUGUACAUUUGAUAUUUCCGUUUUUUGUUUUUACUAAAUUAGCAAACAUUUCUAAAAGCCUGUUGCUUUGUCAUUAUGGGGUAUUGUGUGUUGAUUGAUGAAGGAAAAAAAUGAUUUAAUAAAUUUGAGAAUAAGGCUGUAACGUAACAACAUUUGGAAAAAGUCAAGGAGUCCAAACACUUUCCGAAGGCACUGUACCUUAAUUGUAUUGUAUACUGUGAAGAUACACAGACCACAGACUUUCUAGCACCAUUGACACAACUUUCAGUUGAUGCAGAUUUGUCUGCUUAGUUGUAUUACUAUUCAUCAAGUAGUCUGUCUAGACAGAUGGGUUGCCUCCCACAAUGUUACCAAAGUUCCAGCAUGCACAGAGUGCUGUCCCACUGGGCACAGACGUCAAUAUAACGUAUAGUCCACGUUGGUUCAGCUUCAUUUCAUUGAAAUGAUGUGGAAACAACAUUGAUUCAACCAGUGUGUACCCAGUGGGGUUGUUCUAUGUUCUAUAGUCUUGGUUAACCGAGACUAUUCAUGAACAGUUCCCUUUUUACCCAACAGCCUCCACAGAUGAUGUGUCAGUUCCUGUGUACUACGUUUACUCAGUUGGUUAUUUACAUUUUACAUUUUACAUUUUACAUUUUAGUCAUUUAGCAGACGCUCUUAUCCAGAGCGACUUACAGUUAGUGAGUGCAUACAUUUUUUUUUGUUUCAUACUGGUCCCCCGUGGGAAACAAACCCACAACCCUGGCGUUGCAAAUGCCAUGCUCUACCAACUGAGCUACACGGGACAACAUGGCAUAUCGACCCACAUGUUGUUGUCUGAAUGAAAUCACAGGGACCUGUUUAAGGAAACACUAGAACAUUUUUAUUGAAAUAUUAUCAUGUCUUUGCAGCUUGAGGAAUCAAAACCAAAUGAGGAAGUAGUCAUGCGGACUCUGACAGUGAGAUAUCAUAAUGUAAGUGUCCAACUGUGAAAAGGGUAUUAUUUUGUGUUGUUUUCUGUCAGCAGCACUAGUCAAAGAAUUCUUAAAAAUUGUAGAAAACAAUCAGUGUUAUUUUCUAACAACCACUAUCCUCUUUGGAUAAUCUCACAUUAUUUGUUGGUAUCCAGGAAGUUGAAUGAGAGGGAGCCAGUGAAGUCACAUUAUUUGUUGGGAUCCAGGAAGUUGAAUGAGAGGGAGCCAGUGAAGUCAUAUGCAAACCAUGUUUUCUGCUUGUCUAGGAAACACGGACUAUCUCUCAAUUCCAAUACACAGCUUGGCCUGAUCAUGACAUUCCAUACACAGCUGGUGGUAUUUUAGGAAUGAUGGAUAUGGCUCGCAAAGCCCAGGGAAACAACACUAGCCCAAUUCUCAUCCACUGCAGGUCUGUUUGUCCCCAUUACAUGACGUACAACACAGCCCUAUGAUUACUGUCUGCCCGGUGGACUUGUGCUCUGAAAUGAAAUUGACACUUUUCAGAGACAGAUUAUGAUCCAUAUGGCCAUUAAAAUGUAUCAAUGCAUAUCAUUCAAUGUUGUUUUAUCACAAGGCCACAUGUACUCCUUGAGCGCCAUGCAUUUUAAUGAUGCCAUUUAGAUCAAGUGAGACAUGUUAAAUAUUCAGGACCUGAUGGGGUCUACCAUGUCAUAUCCAGACUUGUGUUCAUGUUGUGAACUUCUCUGGUAAUAUUUUAGUACUAUCAGAGACUGAAUGGAGCAGACCAUACCAUGUAUUUGGUUGUGUUUUGUGUUUUCAGUGCUGGUUGUGGAAGAACAGGGGUGAUUUGUGCCCUGGAUUAUGUCCAUGAUCUUCUUGUGACAAAGGUAUUACUUAUGUUCACUGCAUUAAAUUGAUGGCAUCAUUUAGGGAAUUGGUUUUACAAGACCUUUGUAGACUGCAACUAAAAACAAUAGAACGGCAAAAGAUUUUAAAAAAUAUAUGUGGAUAUGAGUGUCUUGACUAAUACAUUCUCAUAUUUCUACACCAGCAAAUCAAAGAAGAUUUCAAUAUCAUGAAGAUUGUAGUGGAACUAAGGAGACAGAGGCCAUCAGCUGUUCAGACAAAGGUAUGUUAUUAUCAGACAGAAUGAAAUAUGAGAAAUGUUGUUUAUUUACUGCUAGGUGUUAUAUAUCAUGCAUUAAAUACUGUCAUUCUCUCCUGUGGAAAUGUUGGCUUCAAUCAUCUGUUUUUCCAUCUCUCCACCCAGGAGCAGUAUCAGUUUGUGUUUUCUGCCGUGGCUUACAUGUUUGAGAAGGCUUUACGGUCACCUGAGAACAACUACCAGAAUCUCACCAAGGUAAGACAGAAACAGCAGGAAAACUGCUGCUGUUGUUCAACCAUACAGUAUCAGGUUUUUGUCAUUGCUAUCUCCAACCGACAGAUGUUAGCCUUUCUAAAGGCAAAAUACAACACAGUAUUCAACAAAUGCCAUACUAGCGUUCAUGUUCAAGCGAGCUUUACUAGAACAAUAAGACAUGAGAGGGCAUGCAGUAUUAUGGGGAUUAUUGGCAUGUCUGUGAUGCGGUCAGAUGCCGCGUUUACACAGGCAGCCCAAUUCAGAUCUUUUGCCGCAUUAGAUCAGAUCUUUUGCCAAUAAUUGGGCAAAAGAUCAGAAAUGGGCUGCCUGUGUAAACGCAGCCAAAGGUACAAGGCAAAGCUGACACCAUCUGUUAUAAAAACCCUCCUUUCUUUUCCUUGUGUCAUCCAUUUAAUCUGAUCAUAUUACACUUCCGUCUGAUAUUUCAAUGUGAUGAGUGGAGUAAAAAGAAAAGAAAAAAACUGUUACGUAGGACACCAGCCAUCAUGCUUCCUCUCUAUGCAAAUAUUGGCACAUAGAAGAUGAUUGUUCACACAUUUUCAUACAGAGCCUGAACUUUAGAGACACAGUCCUAUACCUCUCUGAUCCUAAACUGCCUAUGUUGUUGUUAAUAGAGUAACCAACCUCUCUAUGAUGACGUUGAGUCUGUGAAGACCCCUCCAGCAAUAACAUCAGCCAUCGCUCAGCCACUUGAAAAAAGGUAGGAGCAAGUAUUCUUUCUUUGUUCAGUAUGAUGUGUGAUGUUCAUCAACAUACACACAAUAACAACAACAGUUGUGACUUUAAUAAGCAGCCUGAGAUAAUGAUAUACCACAGUCAGGUGCUCAGAUACAAUGUGGAGAGGUUGACUUUCAGGUUGAGAGAGAGAGAGAGAGAGAGAGAGAGAGAGAGAGAGAGAGAGAGAGAGAGAGAGAGAGAGAGAGAGAGAGAGAGAGAGAGAGAGAGAGAGAGAGAGAGAGAGAGAGAGAGAGAGAGAGAGAGAGACUCUCUUAGGGAAGGAAGUGAGCUUCCUGUUUUGUACAAGUGAUUCCACUGUCAUCUAUUUCAGUUGGCUGUACAACAGUAUUUGCAGUUUUAGUGUAUAUAGGCUUAUCAAUACUAAGUAAUGUAUUAAUAUUUUCACUGAUUAAGAUUGAUUGAUUAAGUAGAUUAUUACAAAAUACAGUAGAUGUGAUAUGCACCUGCCUUGACAAUUAAGCAAACAGUAUUAAAGUUGCAAUAUGUAACCUUUUGGGCGAACGACCAAAUUCACAUACAGUGAGGGAAAAAAGUAUUUGAUCCCCUGCUGAUUUUGUACGUUUGCCCACUGACAAAGACAUGAUCAGUCUAUAAUUUUAAUGGUAGGUUUAUUUGAACAGUGAGAGACAGAAUAUGAAACAAAAAAAAUCCAGAAAAAUGCAUGUACAAUUUAAAAAAAAUUGAUUUGCAUUUUAAUGAGGGAAAUAAGUAUUUGACCCCUCUGCAAAACAUUACUUAGUACAUGGUGGCAAAACCCUUGUUGGCAAUCACAGAGGUCAGACGUUUCUUGUAGUUGGCCACCAGGUUUGCACACAUCUCAGGAGGGAUUUUGUCCCACUCCUCUUUGCAGAUGUUCUCCAAGUCAUUAAGGUUUCGAGGAUGACAUUUGGCAACUCAAACCUUCAGCUCCCUCCACAGAUUUUCUAUGGGAUUAAGGUCUGGAGACUGGCUAGGCCACUCCAGGACCUUAAAGUGCUUCUUCUGGAGCCACUCCUUUGUUUCCUUGGCCGUGUGUUUUGGGUCAUUGUCAUGCUGGAAUACCCAUCCACGACCAAUUUUCAAUGCCCUGGCUGAGGGAAGGAGGUUCUCACCCAGGAUUUGAAGGUACAUGGCCCCGUCCAUCGUCCCUUUGAUGCUGUGAAGUUGUCCUGUCCCCUUAGCAGAAAAACACACCCAAAGCAUAAUGUUUCCACCUCCAUGUUUGACGGUGGGGAUGGUGUUCUUGGGGUCAUAGGCAGCAUUCCUCCUCCUCCAAACACGGCGAGUUGAGUUGAUGGCAAAGAGCUCGAUUUUGGUCUCAUAUGACCACAACACUUUCACCCAGUUCUACUCUGAAUCAUUCAGAUGUUCAUUGGCAAACUUCAGACGGGCCUGUAUAUGUGCGUUCUUGAGCAGGGGGACCUUGCGGGCGCUGCAGGAUUUCAGUCCUUUACGGCGUAGUGUGUUACCAAUUGUUUUCUUGGUGACUAUGGUCCCAGCUGCCUUGAGAUCAUUGACAAGAUCCUGCCGUGUAGUUCUGGGCUGAUUCCACACCGUUCUCAUGAUCAUUGCAACUCCACGAGGUGAGAUCUUGCAUGGAGCCCCAGGCCGAGGGAGAUUGACAGUUAUUUUGUGUUUCUUCCAUUUGCGAAUAAUCGCACCAACUGUUGUCACCUUCUCACCAAGCUGCUUGGCGAUUGUCUUGUAGCCCAUUCCAGCCUUGUGUAGGUCUACAAUCUUGUCCCUGACAUCCUUGGAGAGCUCUUUGGUCUUGGCCAUGGAGGAGAGUUUGGAAUCUGAUUGAUUGAUUGCUUCUGUGGACAGGUGUCUUUUAUACAGGUAACAAGCUGAGAUUAGGAGCACUCCCUUUCUCAGCUCGUUACCUGUAUAACAGACACCUGGGAGCCAGAGAUCUUUCUGAUUGAGAGGGGGUCAAAUACUUAUUUCCCUCAUUAAAAUGCAAAUCAAUUUAUAACAUUUUUGACAUGCGUUUUUCUGUUUUUUUUUGUUGUGAUUCUGUCUCUCACUGUUCAAAUAAACCUACCAUUCAAAUUAUAGACUGAUCAUGUCUUUGUCAGUGGGCAAACGUACAAAAUCAGCAGGGGAUCAAAUACUUUUUUCCCUCACUGUAGAAGUUUAAGUUAUAGAUAUGUCAUUCUCAUUGAAAGCAAGUCUAAGAAGCGAUAAAGCUGUUCUAUGUGCACUAUUUCUAUGCUUCCCGUUUUUAAGUUUCGUUUGCUCAUUUACUUUCGGUUUUGUACACCAGCUUCAAACAGCUGAAAAUACAAUAUUUUUGUUUAUGGAAAAUACAUUUCAUGCGGUUUCGAUAGUACAAUGAUUCUCUACACUAUACUUGCUUGUUUUGUCACAUAAACUGAAAUUAGGCUAAUUUUAGCAACCAGGAAAUGGCUGAGCGAUUUCUGCAUAGUAUCUUUAAUAUUGAGAAAUGUACUGUAUAUUCAAAUACAUUGUUGUGGUACACAUUCAAGAUCUUAAAGUAAAAUGUACUUUAAGCCAGUUAGUUUUAGUUAAAUUUGACAGAACUUUAGGGAAACAUGAUUAAUGGAACAGAAGGAUUUCACCAUUCCUGUACCACUAAACAUUCAUCAUGCUGCAGAGGAAGUGACACACUGGGCUGUUAAACACUUUCACAUCCUCUCUCCUCCCUCCAAUAUGUUAAACUGUUACCAAGAACCCGUCAGCUCGUAUCACAGGCUUAAAUAAAAAAUGAUCUAUUUCUCUGUAAACAUGGUCAAAGAGUCAGUAGGAAAUCGAUAUUGUAGCACUGAAAUUCUUAAUCAAUCUUAAUUCUAUAAUCUAUACCGAUAUACUAAUGGUAAGAAUCCACUGUAGAAGCCCCAGAAAGAAAACAGACUAGAUCAUGAAAAUUCAGUCACAUGUAUAAAGUCAUGGCCAUCUUAGAGCAGAAACGAUAAGGCCACAUUUGUACUUUUUACUUCUUACUGUUGGUGGAAUUGUUGAUGUCUACUCCUCUUUAGAAAUUCUAGUGUGCAGUCCAGAGUGCCUCAACCACGCCAGCAGAAGAUGGAUGACACCUAUGCUGUGGUCAACAAGUCCAAACAGCUUCCGCCACCAGCCUCUUCCUCGGCUCUUCCAGCCGCUCUCCAUCACUAUGACAACGCAGAGCUGGGCACCACGAACUGCCCUGCCACUGCUCUCUAUAGCACGGUCAAGCCCAAGAGCAGGUGUCCUCCAGCCAAUCCACCUCCAGCCUCACCCUUAUAUGACACAGCUAGACCAGCCAAUCACAGGCUAGCUGAGGCCUCGUCAGGGAAGGAGCAGAGUGACUAUGAGCAGGUCACAGGUGAGAGCAUUUUAGGGAGACCAAUGUGAGGCCAGCUCUGAUUUUGUUUUAGUCAUUAUGCCCUGCACAGAAUAUCCAGUCUUUUAAAAGAGCAUUGCAAUCUAAUUUAGAUCUAGUAACCUCAGUCCAGUACUGUGAAACACUGGUGAAAUUGUGUAAUGUGUAUUACGAGGGAGUACACUGGCAUUUUAAGUAAUACAUCAAUGCUAAAAGUAAUUUGAGUUCAGUUUCUUCAGUUUCUUUUCAGUAACAAUUCCUUGACAACCAUAUUGAGCUGUUUAUGUGGGAAAUGUUUUACUGAUUCUUACUGUUUGCUUUUUUCUAGCUGAGCAUCAUUCUUCGACGGAAGAUCACUAUGAAUAUGUCUCAAAUCCCAUCAAAGACAUGACCAACAGCUGUACUCCUGGUAGCAUGGGUGAAUAGCUGCUCGUGUUUGUGAUACUAUUAUCCAAUGCCAUUUACUGUUACCAUCCCAUGAUAUUAUAGCCACCCAAUGUAAUAUUGUUAAUGUACUUGCAGGUGUCUUCAACUAACCCCAACCACAUUUCUCAACUGUCCCUCAGGGUUCAACUGUCGCAUUAAGAAACCCAAAGGGCCCCGGGAUCCCCCGGCAGAGUGGAGUCAUGUGGAGAGAUGAUACAGCAGCCAGAUACCAGGUCUGGCAAAAGUGUAUUCAACACUUUACAUGUUUUUAGAAGCAAUGGGAAGGGGCACUUUCAUAGAGGUUUUUUAACUUGCUGUGAACAUCUAUGUGAUCACAAAACUACAGUUAUCUUUUGUAACCCAUUUGAGUUUGUAUAUUUUUCAGAUCUUUUGUACCACUAAUUUAUUGAUAGUGAUUUAUAUUACUGAUGGAAAAUAAAAACUAUUAUUAAACAUCUUUCCAUUCUGAGACAAGUAUUGGUUUUGGAUACUAACCUAAGGUUCUUCAGCUGUCCCCAUAGG
Messenger RNA from Coregonus sp. 'balchen', 13395 nucleotides. The record is from the annotation of a GenBank genome assembly. Lineage: Eukaryota; Metazoa; Chordata; Actinopteri; Salmoniformes; Salmonidae.